AGUCACUUGAAACACGAGAAUAUCGUGCCAUUUAUAGGAGUCAUAGACAAAGACUAUAGGCUGUGGCUUGUUUCGGAAUGCAUGUACAGUAGUAAUGUGAAAACGUACAUAGAGUAUACGGGCAGGGAGAACUGGGAUCUUCGGCAUCUGGUAACUGCAAAAGGUCUUUGCUACCUGCAUACUUUCGAUCCGCCUAUCGUUCAUGGCGAUCUCAAGGGAUGUAAUGUCAUGGUCGACAGACGAGAGAAUGCUCGUCUGACCGACUUCGGAAUCUCGAGAUCUGAUGAUACACGUCAAGGGUUGGAUUCUACUAAUGUCGACCGCCGAGAAACGCUUAAUUGGAUUGCCCCAGAGCUUAUUUUCUUUGGAAAUUCGGAAACUAUGCGCAUGGAAGCCGACAUAUGUAUAUGCAUUUGCUUGUGUGCUAUAUAA
Molecule: messenger RNA, 432 nt
Organism: Suillus fuscotomentosus
Lineage: Eukaryota; Fungi; Basidiomycota; Agaricomycetes; Boletales; Suillaceae
Product: kinase-like domain-containing protein
Exons: 3
Biological process (GO): protein phosphorylation
Molecular function (GO): protein kinase activity; ATP binding
Source: RefSeq, a predicted model, not a curated record